Messenger RNA from Aspergillus campestris IBT 28561, 1265 nucleotides. RefSeq names its product beta-ketoacyl reductase. The record is from RefSeq and is a predicted model, not a curated record. Gene Ontology annotation, molecular function: fatty acid synthase activity. The coding region runs from base 102 to 1187 and encodes 361 amino acids. The transcript is spliced from 2 exons. Gene Ontology annotation, biological process: fatty acid biosynthetic process; secondary metabolite biosynthetic process. NCBI's taxonomy places the organism in Eukaryota, Fungi, Ascomycota, Eurotiomycetes, Eurotiales, Aspergillaceae.
UGGAAUUUCUACCCACCAGCCCUGCGCUUCGGCUUAGAUCGGACGCAACAUAUCUCCUUGUUAGAUGUCUCGGCGGGCUAGGACGUAGCCUGACGUUAUGGAUGUUGCAGAAAGGAGCGCGGAGCUUCCUGUUCCUCUCUCGAUCUGGCACAGACAGUGAACAGGCAGCGACACUGACAAACCAUCUCGAAGCCGCUGGUGCUCGCGUCAUUGUCGUCAGAGGAGAUGCCAGUGUCCGCGAGGACGUAGAGAGAGCCGUGAAAGCCGCCCCAACGGAACAGCCCAUUCGGGGUUUAAUCCAAGCUGCCAUGGUCCUCAGGGAUGGCAUCUUCAGCAACAUGACCUACACUGACUGGACAACUAGCACGAGGCCCAAGGUCUCCGGGACGAUGAACCUCCAUCACGUUCUGGCAGGUAUCCCCCUCGACUUUUUCGUCACCACCAGCUCUGUCUCCGGUAUUCUCGGCACUCCGGGACAGAGCAACUACGCCGCAGGAAACAGCUAUCUGGACGCCCUGGCUCGCCACCGCCGGCUCCGCGGCCAGCCGGCCGUCUCUCUCAUCCUCCCAAUGGUCCUGGGUGUGGGUGUGAUCGCGCAGAACGCCGAUCUGGAGAUAUCACUCAGGCGGAAGGGCAUGUACGGAAUUGACGAGACGGCUUUGCUGCAGGGCUUCGAAGUGGCCAUCCUCGAGCAGCAGGGAGACCAAGACCCCACUGGCACCGUUGACCAUAUCGUUGUGGGCCUCGACCCAGCGGAAUUGCGCAAAGCGGUUGACGAAGCGGGCGUCACGGUCGAUAGCUUCUGGAUGGACGAUCGGAGGUUCAAUGCGGUUGUGCAGGCAAUGAACGCUGGCGGUGCGUCGGGGUCAGCCGCGGCGCAGACUGUUUUGGCUGCACUGCGGGAUAGCCAAGGGAUUGACGCUGUUCAAGCAAUGGAUACUGUGGCUGAAGCGAUGGUUGGCAAAUUGGCCCGGAUGCUACUGAUUGAAGUGGAGCAGAUUGAGCGCGAUGGGCGUUCGAUUGCAAGCUACGGGGUGGAUAGUAUGAUUGGGGCAGAGCUGAGGAAUUGGAUCUUCAAGGAGAUGGAAAUGGAUAUUCCCUAUCAACAGUUAUUGGGGGCGUCUUUGGCCAUCAACAAGUUCGCAGAGCAGGUAUGUGUUACUCAAGGGAUUACAGUUAGUUCUUAAAUUAGACAGAGUGGAGGUGUUGUUUUGCUAUAUCAUCCAUGACCAAGCUGGUUACUCAGAAUAUGAUCUAGUUGCUAC